Molecule: messenger RNA, 2009 nt
Organism: Microplitis mediator
Lineage: Eukaryota; Metazoa; Arthropoda; Insecta; Hymenoptera; Braconidae
Product: putative fatty acyl-CoA reductase CG5065
Exons: 8
Coding region: 315-1835 (506 amino acids)
Biological process (GO): long-chain fatty-acyl-CoA metabolic process
Cellular component (GO): peroxisome
Molecular function (GO): alcohol-forming very long-chain fatty acyl-CoA reductase (NADP+) activity
Source: RefSeq, a predicted model, not a curated record
UAUAAAUACAUAUAUAUAUGUAUGUGUUGAGAGAAAAAGAGAGAGAUUAAAUUGAAAGUUCAUACGGCCCUGGCCCAAAGACGACAAGUAUUAGACCAAUACAUGUACGACCGAGCGUACCCCAACCGAACCUCAAGUUAUUUGGUGGUAAUACUCUUUUCUCAUUCUGUAAUCGGCUCACUGUCUGUCCGAGUCGACAACUAUUGACACAGCAUCCGAUUUCGCUCAUAACUUGCUUAACUUUUGCAAAUCGUGAUUAUUCACGAUUUUAAAUAUUUAUUUUAUUUUGCUUUGAAGGACAAAAAGCAUAAAAAAUGACAGAUUCAAAAAUUGAGGAGUUGCCGGAUCGGUUGGCGGAAAUGUUUAAGGGACAGGAAUUAUUGAUAACUGGGGGCACUGGAUUUCUUGGGAAAGUUAUGAUUGAGAAAUUUUUAAGAUGCAUCCCAGACGUAGGAAGAAUUCAUGUUCUUGUACGGCCGAAAAAGGGCAAAGAUCCAAAACACCGUUUAGAUGAAAUAUUCAACUCACCGCUGUUUGAAAAAGUAAGAGAAUUACGAGGGCUGUCAUUUAUUCAAAAAAAGAUAUCGAUAGUAAGCGGCGAUGUGUCAUUACCUAACUUGGGAAUAUCAUUAGAGGACAGAAUAAUGCUUUGUGAAAAAGUCAGUAUAGUUUACCACGCUGCUGCAACCGUCAGAUUCGAUGAAUUACUGAAACGUGCAGUUCUACUCAAUACCCGAGGCACUAAGAAUAUGAUUGAAUUGGCUAAAGAAAUGAAACACUUGCUCGUGUUUGCUCACAUCAGUACAGCCUAUUGUCACCUGGAAGAGAAAGUACUUGGGGAGAAAGCUUACCCACCACCAGCAGAUCCGCAUAAAAUAAUUAAGUGCGUGGAAUGGAUGGACGAUGACGUUGUUGAAGCAAUGACUGGUAAAAUACUUGGUGCAUUACCUAACACUUACGCAUUCACUAAAGCACUAUCCGAGGGUUUAGUUGAAGAAGCUAUGGCUCAUAUACCAGCAAUUAUUCUUCGUCCAAGUAUUGUGAUACCUAUUUGGCAAGAGCCGUUGCCAGGUUGGACAGACAACAUAAAUGGACCAACGGGUUUACUCAUUGGAGCUGGAAAAGGCGUUAUAAGGACAAUGUACUGUGAUGAACGCGGUUAUGCUGAUUAUUUGCCAGUGGACAUUGCGGUUAACGCGAUCCUAGCUUGCACAUGGAAUUACGUUGGUAAUAAAGAUGAAAGUAGACGUGUGUACAAUCUAACGAGUAGCCACGAGUUCAAGGUAACUUGGAGAGAAAUUGUUGAACGUGGUCGUAAACUGGCGCAAAAGGUACCAUUCAAUGGCAUUGUUUGGUAUCCUGGUGGCAGUAUGAAGCAAUCAAGAGUGAUGCACAAUAUUUGCGUCUUGUUAUUUCAUAUGAUACCGGCAUAUUUUAUUGAUACUUUGUUAUUUUUCACUGGCCAUAAACCUGUAAUGUGCCGCGUGCACCGACGUAUUCAAAAAGGCUUUGAAGUCUUUGAAUACUACGCCAACAAUCAGUGGGACUUUAAAAACGACAGUAUAGAUAUCAUACGACAGAGAUUCAAUGACCGGGAGCGGAGCAACUACAAACUUGAUGGCGAUGGUUUGGAUUUGGAUGUUUAUUUCGAAGCAUGCAUACGAGCUGCACGUAUUUAUAUACUUAAUGAACCACCAGAGACACUGCCCGCUGCUCGAAGGCAUUUGGCAUUGAUGUACGUCAUUGACUUGCUGACAAAAAUGAUAUUCUUUGGAUUCAUUAUGUUCACACUGUACAGCUGGAGUAUCAGGUUGAAGGCUUAUGCAUUCGAUUAGACUCUCAUUAUUAUCAUUAUCAAUAGUCAAAAAUAAAAAAAAUAAUCAUUAUUAUUGACACUAUUAUCAUUAUUCUGUUAAUCAUUAUUGAACUUUAGUAUUUUUUUGCUUCUCUUUAUACUUUUUAUCAAUACCUAUGUAUUGUUUGUGAACCAAAUAAACUUAUCACAUAUA